Messenger RNA from Mizuhopecten yessoensis (Yesso scallop), 1217 nucleotides. RefSeq lists its product as uncharacterized. Gene Ontology annotation, molecular function: protein binding. The record is from RefSeq and is a predicted model, not a curated record. Bases 87 to 923 code for a protein of 278 amino acids. Lineage: Eukaryota; Metazoa; Mollusca; Bivalvia; Pectinida; Pectinidae. The transcript has 3 exons.
UUGAUAAGGAUAAUAAAGUGCUAGUCCUUCGUUCCGACAUUUUUGCUUUUUAGUUUCAAAGUAUCGUUGAUGCUAUACUAACAUUCAUGAUGUUUUGGGUUGCAAUUUUUUGUGUCGUUUCUUUGACUGUUGACUGUAGCGUUGGCAACUUGAACGAGGACACAGUUUUUGACGUCCGGGACAUCAAGCGUAUCCUUACGGAGCAUCAGCAGCAGAUUGACACCAUCAAUAAGGCAAAUGCUAUUCUUGUUCUGAGAAUGAAUGUAAUGGAAGAGGAAAACCGAUUAAUGAAAUCGAAAUUAGCUAACGUAAAAUGCAACGUACCUGAAGAGGAACUCAACCUUCAAACUCAACCCAACGACGGACCAGUGAAACCAACGAUAACAACUCAAUCUGGUUCUGAUGACGCAACAAUGGACGAAUACGGACCCGAUGAGCACGGGCAAAGAAAAAUGACCAAACGAAAUGCUCCAGGUGACAGCACCCUACAUUUGAAACAGCCCCACUAUAUCAGGAGUGAUAUCCGAACGAUAUCAGGAAACCAAGUUGGAUUCUAUGUUACCCUCCGAGGACUUCGAGGUGUUUCCUUGGGAAGCCAUCAAACAAUACCGUUUGAUAACGUUGUAACUAAUGUCGGUAACGGAUACAGCAAAAUGAAUGGCAUCUUCUCAGCACCGGUCGAUGGCAUCUAUUCUUUCACAGCUAUUGUUCGUAGCUACAUGAAUUCCGAAGCGCAUCUCAUAAUUACUAAAAAUGGAGAACGUAUCGGCAAUGUUUACAAAGGUGAUCAGGACAGAACUGCAACAUGUACGGCAGUGCUGGUCCUGAAUGCAGGCGAUCAUGUAUAUGUUCAGAAUACGAAUGCAAGUGUUACCGAUCUUUUCGGAUUUGACUAUAGCUCCUUCUCCGGAUUUCUCAUCUGAGGUUUGAACUUAAUAAACUGGUACGCGACCUUUGUUGUUUGCGUAUGUUGUUAACUUAAAGUGGUUUCUUAAUGCAAGCACAUGGUGACAUGGGAACUCUUAUAUUUUAAGGUGAGAUAGUCACUGAGAUUGAAUUUAUCCUUUGAGUUUAAAUGAGGGUUCAACCGUGUCCAUCACCUAGCGGACUGGCAGAUGCAGUGAUGUUGCCCUAGUUGCCCGGGCAAUACCCUUUUUCUGUGUCCAAAAUUAAUCUGACCCAAAUAUAUUUGAAUAUUUUCCUCCAUUUCAUAUGCG